AUGACUCGGGGAAUGAAGCUGGAAGUGCCCCUGUCUCACAAGCCUGGUUAUUUGCGACCCGACUCGUCCUCCCUCGCCUCCACCCGUUGUGUUUUGCAGCCCCCAGUAGCUCGAACCCCCUUAGACCAGGGACUGAUGCGCUCGAGUCCCAGCAGGGGCUGUGGAGCUGUCAGCCCUUUGGCAGGGAUUGAGUCGGAGACGACAUCGGGUCCAAAAGCAGUGCCUCUGGCAGCCGUGGGCUUUGGCGCCGAUCCCGACCUCCAAGUGGAUCUCAUCGCGGACCUGGAUCUCGUCAACGCGACCGCCGGCGUGACGCAGGUGCCGGGGCUGCACAAUGCCAGCAGGGCCUUCCUCUUGCAAGAUGUGGAAAGAGAAAUCCAUGCYGCCCCACACGUGACGGAGAAGCUAAUCCAGCUCUUCCGGAAUAAAAGCGAGUUCACGUUUCUGGCCACCCUGCAGCAGAAGGCGGCGACGUCGGGAGUUAUCCUGUCGAUCCGGGAGCUGGAGCACAGCUAUUUUGAACUGGAGAGCAGUGGCUUACGGGAUGAGAUCAGAUACCACUACAGGUUCAAUGGGAAGACGAGGACGGAGGUGUUUCCCUAUCGCCUGGCAGAUGGGCAGUGGCACAAGCUCGCUGUGUCGCUCAGUGCCUCCCACCUCCUGCUCCACGUGGACUGCAACAGGAUUUACGAACGUGUCAUUGAUCCCCCAGAAACUGAUUUGACACCUGAAAGCAGUUUAUGGCUUGGACAGAGGAAUAGGAAACACGGUUUCUUCAAGGGUGUUAUUCAAGAUGUGAAAAUCAUCUUUAUACCUAAUGGAUAUAUAACACAGUGUCCUAAUCUCAAUCGCACUUGCCCAACCUGCAGUGAUUUCUUAAGUCUGGUGCAAGGAAUCAUGGAUUUGCAAGAACUCCUGGCCAAAAUGACUGCAAAACUAAAUUAUGCAGAAACAAGACUGAGUCAAUUGGAAGACUGUCAUUGUGAGAAGACUUGUCAAGUAAAUGGAGUGAUCUACAGAGACAAAGACUCAUGGGUGGAAGAUGAUCACUGCAGGAACUGCACGUGCAAAAGCGGCGUUGUGGAGUGCCGAAGGAUGGCCUGUCCCCCCCUCGAAUGUCCUCCCGAUGCUCUCCCGGUGCACGUGGAAGGCCAGUGCUGCAAAGUGUGCAAGGCAAAGUGCAUCUAUGGAGGCAAAGUACUAGCAGAAGGUCAACGAGUUUUAACCAAGAGCUGCAGGGAAUGUCGAAAUGGAGUUUUAGUAAAAGUAACAGAGACCUGUCCUCCACUGAACUGCUCGGAAAAGGACCACGUUCUUCCAGAGAACCAGUGCUGCAGUGUUUGCAGAGGACACGACUUCUGUGCAGAGGGACAUGUGUGUGGGGAAAAUUCAGAGUGCAAAAACUGGAACACGAAGGCGACCUGUGAGUGCAAGAACGGGUACCUCGCUGUGCAAGGGGACGCCGCGUAUUGCGAGGACAUCGACGAGUGUGCUGCCAAGAUGCAUUACUGCCACGCCAACACCGUGUGCGUCAACCUGCCCGGCUCCUAUCGGUGCGACUGCGUCCUGGGCUACGUCCGCGUCGAUGACUUCUCCUGCACAGAGCGCGACGAGUGCGGCGGCGGCGAGCGGAGCUGCGACGCCAACGCCAUCUGCACCAACACGGUGCGGGGCCACAGCUGCACCUGCAAGCCGGGCUACGUGGGCAACGGGACCACGUGCCGAGCGUUCUGUGAAGAGGGCUGCAGAUACGGCGGGACUUGCGUGGCCCCUAACAGAUGCGCCUGCCCGUCGGGAUUCACGGGGAGCCACUGUGAGAAAGAUAUUGAUGAGUGUGCAGAGGGCAUCAUUGAGUGUCACAACCAUUCACGCUGUGUUAACCUCCCAGGGUGGUACCACUGUGAGUGCAGAAGCGGUUUCCAUGACAAUGGAAGCUACUCUCUUGCCGGGGAGUCCUGUGUUGAUAUCGACGAGUGUGCCUUGAAGACCCACACGUGCUGGAACGACUCGGCCUGCGUGAACCUGCCGGGGGGCUUCGACUGCCUCUGCCCGUCGGGCCCCUCCUGCACGGGCGACUGUCCCCACGACGGCGGCCUGAAGCGCAACGGGCAGGUGUGGACGCUGAGGGAGGACAGAUGCUCCGUUUGCUCCUGCAAGGACGGGAGGAUUUUCUGCCGGAGAACAGCCUGCGACUGCGAGAACCCCAGCGCCGACCUCUUCUGCUGCCCCGAGUGCGACACCAGGGUCACCAGCCAGUGCCUCGACCAGAGCGGCCACAAGCUCUACCGCAGCGGGGACAACUGGACCUACAGCUGCCAGCAGUGCCGCUGCUUGGAAGGAGAGGUGGAUUGCUGGCCUCUYCAGUGCCCACAUCUGAGCUGCGAGUUCACAGCGGUCUCGGAAGGCGAGUGCUGCCCCCACUGCGUGAGUGACCCCUGCCUGGCUGACAACAUCACCUACGACAUCAGCAAAACCUGCCUGGAUGCCUACGGGGUGCCCAGGCUCAGCGGCUCCGUGUGGACCAUGGCUGGAUCUCCUUGUACAACCUGCAAGUGCAAGAACGGGAAUGUCUGCUGCUCGGUGGAUUUAGAGUGUCUCCACAAUAACUGAAGCGGUGUGAGCGGACUGGUCUGGGUGAGGAACACUGGUGGAGUUGCCAUCCGAAUCGAAGUCCUAUGAGUUGGYGUUUUAUACAACAGACAAUUACCAAAGUCUCCGCAUGAGGAAGAUGUUUGGGAGUUGCCUUUGGGACCUAUCACGAUGCUCAUCCUUGCUAGCCUUGUCUGGAUGACUUACAGCGCAUAUAAGUCAGUGGUUGUUAAAAGUUUUCAGUGUUGUAAAUGACCCACCUUUCCUGUUGAGACAUUUGCAAAUACGUUUCAAUUAUCUCAUGAGUAAACUAAUGCUGUAUUUUUUUUUAAGUGUAUUGACAACAUGAGAGAACUCAGCUUUUCUUACUUUGCAUCGAGGUUUUACAGAUAAGACAGCCUGUUGUGAUUUUGUCCCAUGAUCUCACAUACUUAGUUGCAAGGUCCCUGUCAGAUGUAUUUAUGAAAAUAUGUAUGUAUGUACAGUCAAAUUGCAUAGUACUUAUAUUGCACAGCUGUCCAACAGUUUAAAACGUUCAAAGGUGUAUUUGAUUGAACGGAGUGGAAGUGACCAAACUAAGUCUGUCUUAAAAAAUUAUAAAAGAAAUGCCGUGAGCUUAAGGAAAUGGUGGAAAAGCACUUUCUUUGCCAAACAUGUGGAGCAGCACCAAGACUCUGAAUUAAAAAAAACAGAAUUAAAAACUCAUUCCACCACAGUUUCAGAAGGAGUCGCUAGCUCUUAUCAGUAGUCUGUUUUGCAGGAGGAACUGCGAAUGUUGGAAAGGGAUAUAAUUCCUCUGGGAUGUGCAGUGAUAAAACAGUCAGAAGAGCCUUAAGAUGAUACAGUUGGAAUAUGGUAGGUAGGAUUUUGCUUUUAAUUAUAGUGAUAUUGAGGUGAGUUCAGGAUCCUUUUCUUUUCUUUUUUUUUUUUUUUGCGUUUAUGAAAAAUGGCCCUCAACGCUUGGUGACUUUCCUUGCUCAAGUAACAUGGAAGAAGCAGAUUUUCUCUUUUUUAUGUUUUGUGACGUUCACGAUUCAGUUUUAAACUUAGCCAUUCACACAGYGUUGCCGUGAAUGUUUACACAGAAGUUUAAGUUUAGACAGAAAUACUAACUAAAACCCCUAGUCCUUUAUCUGGUGAGAUUCUGCAUUCCCUUUUACUUACGUCUAAUUCAUUUUUUGAUGAGGCUAGAGAGUUUGUAGCAUUAGAGCAAAAAGAUAUUUCUACAACAAUGGCAUCUACAGCCUAAGUGUCACCUUUUUAACGUGGUGUUGUGUCUCAUUCUGYUCAUUCGUGUCCUGUUCUUUGCUUUUAGUUCACUUAAACACACCGAGUCUUUGGAAAAGARUACAGAAAUAAGGAUAGUGGUGACAGUGGAAAGUAUAUGUUUGUGACUCCAUAUUUCCAUGCAGGAAACGUGAACUUGAUUAACAAGGGCGAAGUUUGGCUAUAGGGUGAAAAACGCAGAGUGUUCUUUUAAAUGAAGUACUGUCAUGUUUCUCAUAAGGGGGAAAACAAUAUCAAAAAGACUUGGAAUGGUUCAGACGUCUUUAUUGCAGGUUUUAUUUAUUUAUUUAUUUAUUUAUUAAACAUCUUUCAUUUUACCUUACAGGUUUGUGUGGUAGAGUUGACUUUGUUUUCUUAACAUGCCCUGUCAUUUUCUGCUACUCAUGUACUGACUAUUUGCAUUGCCCUAAUGAUUGUAUAAUAGG
Nothoprocta perdicaria is the source of this 4301-nucleotide messenger RNA. It is a transcript of the gene NELL1, whose product is annotated as neural EGFL like 1. The record is from RefSeq and is a predicted model, not a curated record. Bases 1 to 2610 code for a protein of 869 amino acids. Lineage: Eukaryota; Metazoa; Chordata; Aves; Tinamiformes; Tinamidae. The transcript is spliced from 23 exons. Gene Ontology annotation, molecular function: calcium ion binding; protein binding.